AUGUCAUUUUAGCCAUUUGACAUUUUGACAACGAAAAUUAUAAAACUUUUUUGCUGAAGUUUUCUUUUUUAACAAAAAGAAAUUACACAAACAUCCAAUUAAAUAAAUCCAAUCCUGGAUUAUUAAAUAUCUUCAAGACAAUGUCUGACCCACAAGAACCAAGUUUAGCAGCAGCAGAAGAAUCAAACAACGGAGUAAUCGGCGAAGCAGAACCAGAAAAUUCCGAAUCCAAACUACAAAAUGAAACGACCACGGCAACUGACGCUGACGCCACCACAGUCACGACCACCGUCGGUCCAAUUGUUGAAGAAGUAAAUUCAAGUUUCAAUCCCUCGGUCUCAGACGAUGAGAUCGAAAAAGAAGACUUGGAGAAAAUAAAAGGAGACGCAAUCGGCAACACUUUGUACAGCGAACGAUUUGUCCUUUCAACGCUGCUGAAACUCACAAAAAUCGAGAAGGACCUAAGCGAAGAUGAGCCCUUCGAGAAGGAUUUGUGCUCCCUGUGGAACAUGACCAUCGAGGCGGAUGUCGUUAAGCUCCUUCUCGACCACAACGUUCCGGAAAUAUUCACAGACAUCAUCGAAAAGACCGAAGACAAACGUCUCACAGAGAUUCUUGUUGGCAUCAUAGCGAAUAUGUGCAGUGUUCAACAGACCCGCAAAGAUCUGUGCUGCAAUUCACAGGUAAUGUCCGUACUACUCAACCUCAUCUCCUGCACCGACAGCUUGACACUCAUCCAAUUGAUGAGAUUCUUCUAUGCAGUGGUCAGUUCCGAAAUGAACUCAGGAGAUGAGGUCUUAUGGUUUCAACAUUUCAAGGAAUGUGAUAGUUUCAUAGAGAAUUUUGCCUUCAUUUUGAAUAACUCUGCGAAUUUAACUCUUCUCGUCAAUGCUCUGUCGACGCUGGAAGCUUUGUGUGUAACAUUCGCUUUGAUUGAAAUCCAGCCAGACACCAAGGAUCUGUGUUUCAGUGAUGUAUUCGUCCAGCCCUGUUUGGUGGAGGGCAUCAUAGAAGCCUUCAAAACACUUCUGCCAGCCAGCAAGCUGGAACAGAACUCCAACGAAGAAGGUACCGCUUCGCCAUCGAAGAACACCAAAAAGAUUAUGACCCUGUUCCUGGACAUCAAUGUCAUCUUGUCUCCUUACGAGCAAAUCUCACAGAAAUGCUAUGAACCCUAUUUGGACGACCUCUUCCACUGCAUCUCUCAGAUCUUGUCUCCCCUAUGCCAACCAAUAUAUCUGCUUCCACUCACUUCCAACGAACAGGGCAUUGUGGAGAAUGUCAACGAACUAUUCCAGGCAUUCGGCGAUCCCUUCCAUGAGGUUUGUUUCGCCCAAAUGAUCUCGAUCUGGCAUCUCAUCGAUUCGGAUCGUGAGGCCAAAGAGAACAACGAACAGCAGUGGGGUGAUGAGGGCGAGGAGAACGACGAAGAAGUCAAUUCUGAAGACAUUUGCAUGACGAUUCUGGAGUUCCUCACUCGAACAGUGAUGAACACACUCGAGGACGAACUGGAGAGCGCCCUCAAGAUGCAUGCACCCAACACAAUACUUAAGCUGCUUAGUGCACUAAGUGCUGGGGACUCGGAGGAAGACAUCAAAGAGUGUUGCAAUAAAAUCAAAACAGUCUUUGAUAAGUUACAGAGUGAGAUUAAAACGGAGGUGGCAAAUGACGAAUCGAACGUAGUAGUUGCAAAUAGUUGCUAAGAUGCAAUUAAUUGAAAAUAUUAAAUUAUGUUAAUAUCUUGAUUUUUUAAAACAUUUAUUAAAGUAGUUAAGAAAGAAU
This is a messenger RNA of Eupeodes corollae, 1782 nucleotides long. RefSeq lists its product as uncharacterized. Lineage: Eukaryota; Metazoa; Arthropoda; Insecta; Diptera; Syrphidae. The transcript has a single exon. The record is from RefSeq and is a predicted model, not a curated record. The coding region runs from base 141 to 1703 and encodes 520 amino acids.